Messenger RNA from Bubalus bubalis (water buffalo), 5145 nucleotides. RefSeq names its product crystallin beta B3 (gene CRYBB3). The record is from RefSeq and is a predicted model, not a curated record. Gene Ontology annotation, biological process: lens development in camera-type eye; visual perception. NCBI's taxonomy places the organism in Eukaryota, Metazoa, Chordata, Mammalia, Artiodactyla, Bovidae. Gene Ontology annotation, molecular function: structural constituent of eye lens. The coding region runs from base 3520 to 4155 and encodes 211 amino acids. The transcript has 5 exons.
CGAUGGAGACAGAGCCAGAUCUCCACUCAGCGUGGGCUUGAAUCCCCAACUCUGCUUCCUCCUGGCUGUGGGGUAUCUCUGGACCCCCACGCUCCUCCAGAAUAGAGGUGGUGAGAGUGACAUGAGCUGGCAGAAGUUAAAGGCAGUGGCCCCGGGUGGACUCAGCCCGUCUGCACAACAUCUGGCAAGAUGACAGGGGGUGUCUUUUAAAUCAUCGCAAGGAGGGAAGGGCGUGCUCCUGGCAUGUAGCGAGAGGAGGCCAGGGAUGCUGAUCAACAUCCCCCACUGCGCAGGACAGCCCUCCUGCCCCGUCAUAAAGAAUAAUCCAGCCCCGCUUGGCAACAGCGCCAAGACCGAGAACUCGAGGUUAAAGACGUGUGGCGUGCGAGAUCUGGGCAUCUGGGUCUUCAGGACCCUAAAGGAGCUGAUGGCAGGGGGGUGGUCAGGGGGAAUCAGGCCUGCUGGGCCGUCCCCACCUCUUGUCCCCUGAUGUCCCCGGCGGGUGCCGGCUGCAUCUCAGGUUAAGAGGCUGAGACCAGCUCUGCUCUCUACGAGCGCCAGAAGGAAGCAGCCCCUUGGGCUGAACUGUCAGCAGUGGGCAGGAUCCUCAGUGAUUAAGAAAGUGAGGCUGCCCUGUUUUGCUCCCGUGGCUCGAGGAGAGAGAAGCUUCUCCACUGGCAGAUGAGGAGAGUGUGGCUGUGACCUUCAUUCACUCCCCCAAGGUCACACAGAUCCACCGGGUUCCAGACACCCGGGUCCCCGCUGUCACCCACCUCUCCGGGGAUGCUGGGGUUUAUGCUGACUGGAGGGUUUUGGCCAAAAACAAGCAACAGCUAAAGAAAACCCUCAGCUUAACAAUUCACUCCUUUGCCCGUCAUUUAUUGCUUCAGUAACCACUGAAUACAAGUUCCUCUCUUCUAAGAGUAGAGCGCUCCUCUGAAAUCUUUGUUAAGCUGCAGUGGCAUACAUUGAAACAGUGGUUACCCGUGGACACAGCCUACUCACAGAUGCACAAAAGAAAUGGAGAUAAAGAGCAGACACUCGCAGACAGGGGUCAAAGCCAUGGCGGCCUGACGCUGUGAUGCUGCGUGUAAUUCCCACGGAAGGCACUUGGUGGCGCCAGUCGCUGCUUGGGGCUCACCCUGCUUCUAUAACGGCUUGUUAUAAAAUAAAGGCUGAAUGCAGCUGUUGCUUUUCGCCUUUUUUCAUACAAGCAAAAGUCCUCUAGAUUUCUUUCUGUUAGAGAAAACGGGUACUAAUGUAGGUCUUUCAUAAAAGCAAAGUGGCUUGAGGCAAACUUUUGAAAACAGGAAAUUCUGUGGCUGUCACAGGUGAAAUUAUACUUUGUUAGACACGCACACAAAAUGCAUGGAUCUAAUUUUUUGGUCAUAAAUAAAGUGACUGUCAUGAUCGUCUUUAUCCCUAUUGAGGCUGAGAGCUGGACCCUGGAGCAGGCCAGCCCCUCCGCCUCCUGUCUGCUGUGUGACCCUGGGUAAGUGACUUCACCUCUCUGAACUGUCUUCCCCUCUAUAGAGUGGCGAUCACAAUUCCUCCCCUCCAGGGAGCUGCAUGAGGACUGAACACGCUCACGAAGCUGGCCCAGUGCCUUGCACAUAGUAGGUCUCCUGUACGUGAUCACUGUCGUCCAUAGAUGCCUUCUCUAUGAAGAAAAGGCAUCUUUGUUGGGUCUGUUACCAUGUCUUGUGGAAAUGUGUGGAUGGAUUUACACCCACCUUGGAGGGGAUGUUCAGGGUGAUCGGACUUAAAUUUUAGGCCCCAUGGCACAGGGGAAAAUUGAGAAAUUCUAGGGCUUGGCGCUUUAAGAACUGGAGCCAUUCUGAGGGUGUCACACACCCCAAAAAGAAGAUGCUGGCACUGAGAAGCCAGAGCAAGGAAGUUGGGGGCACUAACAGCUUGGUGCUGCGGGUCUCCCUGGGAGGCUGACACGGUCCACCUGCCCCCAGGAAGUCAUCAGAGACCACGGCUGAGGAUACAGGCACGGGGGCCUCCCCGGGCCUGCUAUUGAGGUGAAGUGGCGCGCACGGAAUUGGAUGGACAGGGCGCUGCCUCAGCAAGCCGGGAUGUGCUGGGCUGUCAGAAAGCACCCAUAAAUAGGGCAGUCCCAGUGGCAGCGGACUGAGUCUGCAGACGGCGCCGGCCCCCUCCUCACGGCAACGGCAACAGGUGCACUCCGGGGGUGCGGGGACAGGGAGGCCGGCCCAGACCUGGGCAGCAUCCAGGGGAGGAGGCGUGCAUGGCUGGCCCCCCGCACCAGCCGGGGAUCCACGUGAGGGCUGGAGCUGGAGGGAGGACUCAGGACGGCCCCCGAGCCAGCCGGUGUCUGACGGGGUGGGCAGGGUUGAGCCCUGGGGUGUGAGCUUAGGGCACGGGCCUGCAGAGACUGAGCACCACUGAGGAAGGGGAGUGGAUAAAGUGGGGGGCUGGCACCUCUGCUGAGAGACCUCUCUGACCUGGCCCCAUUUCCAGGGCCUGCUUUUUGAUGAGGCUGGACACAGGGAGGCAGACAGCAUCGCUGGGCCUGUGUCCUGAGUAUAAGGGCCAUGCAGCCCGCCCGCUCCCAGGAAUGUAGCAUGUGGCUGUGGUGCCUUCCGGGCCUUGGCGGGGGGCAUCUGAAAUGGGCAUGUGUGUGUCCCAGAGAGAGAAGCUGGAGGCUGUUUUUGUGCACCAGGUGGAAAUUGACCAUGUACAGUAACCAUGGGAGCGUGUGUGUGUGUGUGUGUGUGUACUCAUGGGUGUGUUUAUAAACAGGAGAACAGUCCUGACAUUAGGCAGACCCUUCCACAUAAGAAUUCAGGUCCAGCGGGGUGUGGCACCAUCCCUAGGGAUGAAGGGGUGCCGUCUGUCUGUCUGUGUCUCUUUAAGUGGCUGCUAUACGGUGAGUGCUCUGUAAACGCACGUGGGAUGAAAACAAGCUGACCGGGUGUCCCAGGGCCUGCUCUCCAGCAUCUUGCUUUCUCUAGACAUCUGUCCAUCUGUUUCCCACUAGUCCCUGGUCUCCUGUUCCUCUCAAUCACCCAGCCCAGGGCAAAGGACCGACUCGGUUCUCUUGGACUCUUUGGCAAACGAAGGAAUCGGUGAAUGGAAGCCUACUGCCUGGGGGCGGAGGUGGGAGUGAUCCUAGCAGAGGAGGCUCCCCGAGGCCCGUCCCCCACCCCUGAGCAGAGUCUGGGGGUGUAGUGUUCCCCCAAAGCUCCGGGGGAGGGGGAAGGGCACGGGCUUUGGAGCCCCAUCCCAGCCCCGCCUCCCUGGCCGUAGGGAUUUCCGCCUGUAAAAUGGGUAUCCGCCUCCCCCUGACUGUCCCAGGCCCUGUGGGCCACAGCAGAUCCUUGGUGGGAUGUUUGCUAAAUGACCGAAGGUUGGUUGUGAGCACUGACCACAUCCCACGUCUCAGAGGCGGCCGAGUUCUGGAGCUUAUCCUUGACUCCAGGCACGUGGGUUCCCCCCAAGCACACCUGGUGACUGUUUGUUUUGAUCGAAGCCACAGGGGUUCCCGCGGAGAUGGCAGAGCAGCACAGCACACCAGAGCAGGCUGCGGCCGGCAAGAGCCAUGGCGGCCUCGGGGGCGGCUACAAGGUGAUCGUGUACGAAAUGGAGAACUUCCAGGGCAAGCGGUGCGAGCUCACAGCCGAGUGCCCCAACCUGACUGAAAGCCUGCUGGAGAAGGUGGGCUCCAUCCAGGUGGAGUCCGGCCCGUGGCUGGCGUUUGAGCGCAGGGCCUUCCGUGGGGAGCAGUACGUCCUGGAGAAGGGGGACUACCCUCGCUGGGACGCCUGGUCCAACAGUCACCACAGCGACAGCCUCCUGUCCCUCCGGCCCCUGCACAUUGAUGGCCCGGAUCACAAACUGCAUCUCUUUGAGAACCCAGCUUUCGGCGGCCGCAAGAUGGAGAUAGUGGACGAUGAUGUGCCCAGCCUCUGGGCUCACGGCUUCCAGGACCGUGUGGCGAGCGUCCGGGCCAUCAACGGGACGUGGGUUGGCUACGAGUUCCCGGGCUACCGCGGGCGCCAGUACGUGUUCGAGCGGGGCGAGUACCGCCACUGGAACGAGUGGGACGCGAACCAGCCGCAGCUGCAGUCCGUGCGCCGCAUCCGCGACCAGAAGUGGCACAAGCGAGGCGUGUUCCUCAGCAGCUGAAGGGCGCCCAGGCCCCAGUGGCCCAGGCCCGCCCCGGGGGGCAGCAAAGGCAAGAAGAGGAGGCUCCAGGGCCGGGGUGAGGGCCUGCCAGGCCACCCUUCCCCCCAAUCUGCUCAAUAAAGCCUGGGGCCGGCCCCCCACCUGCCAUGCUCCUACGCGUCACUGCUUGAGGGGCGGGCCCCGGGGUGGAGCCGGGGAGGGGCAGGGCGAGGGAGGCUGCGGCGGGAAGGUUCUGAGAGCCCUAAGGGGGCACUCCAUGCCCCCGGUUCUCAUCAGGCGAGCCCUGAUCAUGUGUCUGUCCGCCUGUGUCUCCAUCUGGCAGUCUGUCCAUCCAUCCAUCCUUCUAGUCUUCCUUCCGUAUUUCUAUGUUUUCUUCUGUCCAUUGGUUUAUCCAUCCUUCCUUCUACCCACUCAUCUUUCUUUCCGUUCCUGCAGUUCUUCUUCCCUCCGUCCUUCCAUCCGCUAUUCAUUCAUCCAUCCACCCCUCCCUCCAUUCAUCUAUCCAUGCAUCCACCCUUGCGGCCACCCUCUCACCCAUUAAUCCAUCCAUCCUUCUUGCCCAUCCACCUGUCCAUCAUCCCCCCUCCAUCUCUCUGUCUGUCUCUGUUUUCUUUAACAUAUUCGACAAGUGCCAGGCCCUGUUCAAGGCCUGAGGUCACAGCAGAGAACUGAACAAAAGUCCCGCCCUCAUGGAGCUCCUCUUCUAUGAGAAAGCUCGAACAUAAGUGUACAAGUUUGACCAUAACAUCAGGAGGUGGGCAAGGUUAAGGACAAGAAAGCAGGAUUCAAGGAUGCAGGGUGAUGGGGUGGGUGGUCAGAGAACUCCACUCUGAGGAGGUGACAUUUGAGCUCAGACCUAAGUGAGCUGGGGGAACAUUCCAGGUGGAAGGAGAACAGGCUUUGCAGCUGAGUGUUGGAGACACAGCAAUGGGAGGCCAGUGGGUCUGGAAUGUGUUACCUGAGAGAUUGGGGGCGGGUGGUCAGAGAGGG